CGGCUACAACAGCCACAAGACCAGAGCGCGCGCAAGGGAGCACUCCAGUCAUCAGCCAAGUGAACCUGUUCGGUUAUCGUCAUCGUUAGUACAAUAGUCACUUUGAACAACGCAGCACUUGCUACAAAGAACUAAAAAUGGCAGAGGAUAUUGCGACUAAGCUCCAGAACUACCGCACUGCUCCCUUCGAUGCCAGAUUCCCCAACCAAAAUCAGACAAGGAACUGCUUCUACAACUAUCUGGAUUAUCAUCGCUGCCAAAAAUCGCUGGAUGCCAAAGGAGUCGACACUGCCCCAUGUGACUGGUAUAAGAGGGUCUACAAAUCACUGUGCCCCAUUUCCUGGAUCCAGAAAUGGGACGACCAGAGGGAGGAGGGCACCUUCCCAGGGAAAAUUUGAGUGGCAUCUCCAAAGAAGUAUAUUUCAUGGCAAUAUGUAUGUAUGAGUGGUAGGAAUCCAGGUUGGUCCUCCACUGCUCCUAUGGAAUGUGAGCAGAGUAUAACUGAAUACCGUAGUCAUUCCUUAUCAAAGAUAAUCAUUGUAUUGCAGAUUCUGCAUUAAAGUGCCUCAGGCGAUAUUUAUCAAA
Messenger RNA from Coregonus clupeaformis (lake whitefish), 585 nucleotides. Its product is annotated as cytochrome c oxidase subunit 6B1. Gene Ontology annotation, cellular component: respiratory chain complex IV; mitochondrion. Lineage: Eukaryota; Metazoa; Chordata; Actinopteri; Salmoniformes; Salmonidae. The record is from RefSeq and is a predicted model, not a curated record. The transcript is spliced from 4 exons. Bases 138 to 398 code for a protein of 86 amino acids.